This is a messenger RNA of Aedes albopictus (Asian tiger mosquito), 6728 nucleotides long. RefSeq lists its product as uncharacterized. The coding region runs from base 408 to 6728 and encodes 2106 amino acids. Gene Ontology annotation, molecular function: nucleic acid binding. The transcript is spliced from 2 exons. Gene Ontology annotation, biological process: DNA integration. The record is from RefSeq and is a predicted model, not a curated record. Lineage: Eukaryota; Metazoa; Arthropoda; Insecta; Diptera; Culicidae.
UUCCGAACGACGAGAAAUCAGCACUCCGGUGCGAAAGGGUCACUCGAUCCACUCGCAGCAGGAGACCAUAGUAUAUAGGAAUUGCCAAUGUACGAGAUUGUGUCAAAUGGGUGUCAUGCAAUAUAAUUGAAUUUUCCUACCUAGCUACAUGCAUACACAACACAAAAAUACGAUUUCGCUUAAAGCUAGAACAUUGAAUUAGUAAAACUUAUCCUAAAAUAGUUAAAAUCUAGUUAAAAUCGACACAAAUUGUUGGACAGUGGACAGGUUUAAAGCCUAGGACUAGAAAUCUAAAAAGCUGACUCAUGUGGAGCAAAAAUACGAGUCACGCUAUAUGAUCGUCCGCAUAAAUUUCCGAGACUGUCCCAACAAAACUUUUUAGAUUUCUAUUGAGAAAUCUUACGAAGAUGUCGACUUCCGCGAAUAUUCCUGGUGCCACGGGACCAAGUACAGAACCGAUGGGGCAAAGCUGCCUACAAAGUGCAGAAUCGCAGAAGCAAGGCGAUCCUAACCUCAAUUCGGGCGUACAUCGGGAAGGUUCCGGUGCUGUAGCGUCAAUCAUCGCCAGUUCCAGGAAGAGUCGAUCAUCUAGAGCGAGUUCCCGAGCAUUACGUGCUUCCCUGGAGCUUCAGCGCCUCGAGGAAGAAAAGCGUCUGGAGAAGGAGUUCAUCGCCAAGAAAUACGCGGUCCUGCAGGCUCAGCUCGACCAAGACGAAGAAGGUAGCAGCAGUAGCGGUAAUACACGUAAAUCCUCCAGUGCCCGCUCACGAAGAACGCACGAUUGGGUACAGAGCCAGUUUGUCCCGACUACGAGUAACACCACCGGACCACAAACGAUCCCCGUGGGUUCUCAGUCCCGGACCGGCACCAUCCCCAAGGUUGUUCCAGUGACUAGCCGCUUGGACGAGUCGAUAGUGUCCCAAAUGCGAUCGUUAUCCAUCAAUAAGGAUCCGGCGCCAGUGGACAAAGUUGCACCGAGCGUACAGCAAACUGCCAUAUCAUCGUUUAUCCCGACACGCCGUCGGUUAGCUCACCUGCAAGCUCAAAAUGACGUGCACGAUACCGUGCAGACUAUCGAGACGGACUGCGACGACGGUGCUGUAGGUGGCUUCAAGACGUUUUCGACGGAUCAUCAGGUGCUGCCGACUGCGGUGAAUUUCUCCAUUUCUCCUACCACACCGGAGGCGUUGAUGGAGCAGCUGAGCGAGGUCCAAAGGUGUGCGGACAGCCUCCAGCAGCAGUUGAUGGCCAAGACACCCGGUCAUACUCAAGAUCCAGAGCGAAACCCGGACGAAGCCCGGCAAUUCCUGCCAACGCAAUCAUCGACGGUGAAUGUGCCAAGGCCGGCGCGCAAAGUUGCAUACGAAUUUCCGCCCAUCGACGGUAGUAUCAGAGUCACCAGCUCGGUUAGUCAUACGUGCUCCAAUACUAUUACAACACUUGCCCCGCAACUGAAUAUUAUAAGCUCGCUCGAUUCAUCACCACCGGCACGAGCUGUCGAACAAAUAAAUAAAACACCCCCUCCGGCCACCGGACCAUGCUUACUUCCCCCCAUUCUACCAUUCGUUCCUGCACAUAUGAGUACGCCUCAAGCCCAUUCUACUCCCCCCUCCGUGCACACAGUUUCCUCUCGAUUGACUCCAAUCAUGUCGCCGAUGGUUCCCACAUCUUCCCCCAUCGCCUCUGCCGUUUCCACCGCCAACGAUGUUGCCCGGCGACAGCUAUUCAGUGGUCCAAACUCACAACAACUCGCCGCCAGACACGUCGUGCCCAGAGAGCUUCCUGCUUUCACCGGUGAUCCAGUCGAGUGGCCGUUGUUCCUGAGCUGCUACCAGAAUACGACCGAUAUGUGUGGCUAUUCCGAUGGAGAAAACCUGAUGCGGCUGCAGCGGUGCCUGAGGGGAAACGCACUGGAAGCUGUUCGAAGCCAUCUGAUGCAUCCUUCAUCUGUGCCGCUGAUCAUCGACACGUUGAAAACGCUGUAUGGACGUCCAGAACAGAUCAUCAGCUCGCUACUCUCCAAGCUUCGUGCAACGCCAACCCCCAAGUCGGAACACCUGGAGAGUUUGAUCGGUUUCGGUUUGGCAUGCAAAAACCUUUGUAGCCACCUCCAAGCAACGGGUCUUCAUGAUCACCUUUCUAAUCCAUUGUUGCUUCAGGAGUUGGUGAGUAAGUUGCCAGCCACCCUUAAGCUGAACUGGUCACUCUUCAAGCGUCAACAUGUGCACGCCGAUCUUACUACGUUUGGCAACUACAUGGACCAAAUUGUGACAGCCGCCAGCGAGGUGACGUUCUUCAGUGAAGCAGAUGGACAUCGUGGCAAACAAGAGAAACAGAAGACGAAGGAGAAAAUGUUCGUGCACGCCUCUGAGGAGAAGAUAGUUGAAAGUGUUGCUGUCAAUCGUCAGGAGAACAAGCCGAAACCCUGUGUAUCAUGCAAGAAGGACGGACACAGAAUCAAGGAUUGCCACACCUUCCGCAAGAUGCAACUGGCAGACCGCUGGAAAUUAGUGCAAGAGCGAUUCCUAUGUCGUCACUGUUUGGGUUCUCACGGAAAGUUCCCAUGCAAGGCAAGCAACUGUGGGGAGAAUGGUUGUGAGGAUCGUCACCACAAACUCCUUCAUCCGGGAAAUCCCCAAUCAUCCCGAGCAACCGAACCACCGGCAACUACAAGCACAGUUACCGUUCACCGUCAGCUCAAGCAAACCGUACUGUUCCGGAUUCUUCCAGUUUCACUACACGGGAAUGGUAAGACAAUUAGGACCUAUGCUUUCCUCGACGACGGCUCAUCUAGAAAUCUGGUGGAAGCGAAGGUAGCUGCUGAACUCGGAGUGACCGGCAACGUACAUCCACUCUGCUUGCAGUGGACCAGUGGAGUUGAGCGGAUGGAAGACGAAUCACAGCUGAUAAAGUUGCAGAUUUCGGGUGCGACGAACACCACAAUGCUGGACUUGAAGGAAGUGCAUACCGUCAAGAAUCUCAACCUUCCGGUUCAGUCGUUGAACUUCAGCGAACUUUCCAAGCAGUUCGCACAUCUGCAAGGACUACCCGUCCAAAGCUACGCGGAUGCCAUUCCUACAAUCUUGAUUGGUUUGGAUAAUUCAUUUGUGAUGGCAACACGUAAAAGCAGAGAAGGACCAAGAGGUAGCCCAAUCGCAGCUAAAACUCGGCUUGGUUGGGCAGUCUACGGAAGCACAUCCAACGAAGCUGAUCGAUCAGUUCAUCAGCUGUUCCACAUUUCUAUCCGCUCACCCGAUCAGGAGCUUCACGACCUCGUUAAGGAGUUUUUUUCUAUGGAAAGUGCGGGUGCAGCAACCUCUACGAUGGAAAGCGACGAUGAUCGACGUGCACGACAAAUUCUGGAAGAAACUACUGUGCGAACGGAGUCGGGAAGGUUCCAGACAGGCUUGUUGUGGAAGGACAACCACGUGGAGUUCCCGAACAGCCGGCCCAUGGCAGAAAAGCGAUUCCGCUGUCUUGAGCGCCGCCUAGCAUCAAAGCCCGACCUGUACGACAACGUGAAGACCCAGAUCAGUCAAUACCAAGCCAAGGGAUACGCACAUAAGGCGAGUCCGGAGGAAUUAGCCAGUUUCGAUCCAAAGCGGACUUGGUUUCUUCCACUGAACGUCGUUACGAACCCGAGGAAACCGAACAAGGUGCGAUUAGUGUGGGAUGCGGCCGCUAAAGUCCAAGGCCAGUCGUUCAAUUCUGCUCUCCUUGCUGGACCGGACUUUCUCACCCCGCUUCCUUCGGUUUUGUCAUCGUUUCGCCAGUUCGAGGUGGCCAUCAGCGCUGAUAUCUGCGAGAUGUUUCAUCAGAUCUUGAUUCGACCUGAGGACCGGUCGGCACAGCUAUUCUUGUGGCGGGAUGAUCCAUCUGAGCCCUUCGAGGUCUUCGUCAUGGACGUCGCGACGUUUGGCUCCACCUGCUCACCUUCUGCAGCCCAGUUUGUAAAAAAUCGGAAUGCCGAGGAGUUUGCUGAAGAGUUUCCGCAGGCAGCGGAGGCAAUUACGAAGCACCAUUAUGUGGAUGAUUUUCUGUGCAGCGUGGACACCGAGCAAGAAGCAGUCGAACUGGCAGAGCAGGUGAAAUUAGUGCACUCGAAGGCCGGUUUCGUCAUUAGAAAUCGGCUGUCGAACUCGAGUUACGUUCUAACACGGGUCGGGGAGCAGCCAACAGAUUCGGCAAAGAAAAUUUGGACCGACAAAUCGGCCGCUUACGAACGGGUUCUCGGCAUGAUCUGGAAGCCUGAACCAGAUGUCUUCGUCUUCCAAGGCGUGUUCCGAGAAGGAAUUCUGGCUCUCAUCUCGGAUAACGUUGUUCCGACCAAAAGAGAAGUACUGCGGACGGUUAUGAGCAUCUUCGACCCCCUCGGACUGGUAGCCAUUUUCGUCAUCCACGGGAAGGUGCUUGUGCAACAUAUUUGGCGCUCUGGACUCGGUUGGGACGAACGUUUGUCGGACACUCUGCUAGACCAGUGGAAACGAUGGGUCAAGUUACUGCAGCAGCUAGACGAAGUUGCAAUCCCACGCUGCUACUUUCCUGGCUACUCUUCCGAAGACUACACGUCCGUCGAGCUCCAUAUCUUUGUGGAUGCAUCCGAGGAAGCCUUUGCAGCAGUGGCCUAUUUCCGAAUAGUUGAAGGAACAAGAGUUCGAUGUUCAUUGGUAUCGGCAAAAACGGGGCUACCUUCGUCGAUUCCCAGGCUGGAAUUGUCAGCUGCCGUUCUCGGGGCUCGGCUUUCAAAGUCCGUUAUCGAGAACCACACGAUCCCAAUCAAACGGAGAACGUUCUGGAGUGAUUCCUGCACCUUUCUCUCCUGGUUGCGGGCAGAUCCCAGAAAAUAUCGGCAGUUCGUUGCAUUUAGGCUGACAGAAAUCCACGAUCUGACGCAGGUCGACGAAUGGCGGUGGGUGCCAUCACGCAUGAAUGUCGCUGACGAUGCUACAAAGUGGGGUAAAGGUCCCGAUAUCAGCUCAGGCAGUCGCUGGUUCCAAGCGCCUACAUUCCUGUACGAGCAUCCAGAUUCGUGGCCACAGCAGACGACGAAAGCAGAGGAACCCUUGGAAGAACUUCGACCGGUUCACCUUCACCAUGGCGUCGACAGGGAGCAGUUGCUGCAUUUUGAACGGUUCUCGAAAUGGGAACGCUUAGUUCGUGCUAUGGCCUACGUGCGGCGGUUCAUAGACAAUCUCCGAUUCAAGGCAAAGAAGCAGUCACCAAAUAACACGAAAUGGUUAAGUCGGGAUGAACUGCAGCGAGCGGAGACAACCGUUUACCAGCAGAUCCAGCACGAGGCCUUCGAAGACGAGCUAGUUAUUCUGAAGAGAAACCGAAAACUUCCCAUCGGUGAACAACAGAAGUUUGAGAAAACCAGCAAAAUCCUCAAACUUUCGCCUUUUUUGGACGAGAAAGGUGUCAUCCGGAUGGACGGUAGGAUUGCAGCUGCGCAACAGGUAUCCUUCGACUUCAAGUUCCCGGUCAUUCUUCCCAAGAGACACAACGGGACGAAACUUCUUGUCGAUUGGUACCAUCGGCAGCACAAACACUGCAAUGCUGAAACGGCUGUGAACGAGAUGCGCCAAAAAUUCCACGUGUCGGAGAUAAGGGUGGCCUUCAAGCAAGCCGGGAAGCAGUGCCAGUGGUGUAAAGUGUACAAGGCGGCUCCAGAGAUCCCAAGGAUGGCUCCACUUCCACAAGCGAGGACUGCGUCACAUGUUCGGCCAUUCACCUACGUCGGCGUGGACUAUUUCGGGCCGAUGUUGGUUAAGCAAGGACGCAGCGAGGUGAAACGUUGGGUCGCGUUAUUCACCUGCUUGACCAUACGCGCAGUACAUCUGGAGGUGGUGCAUAACCUGACAACGGAGUCCUGCAAGAUGGCGAUCAGGCGAUUCAUCGCACGGAGGGGGGCCCCGAGGGAAAUAUUCAGCGACCGGGGAACAAACUUCGUGGGUGCUAGCCGCGACCUCAAAAUAGAGUUGCAGCGCAUCAACAGCAACCUGGCUGGCACGUUCACCAAUGCGGACACACAGUGGCGUUUCAACCCUCCUUGCACACCGCACAUGGGGGGAUCUUGGGAACGCAUGGUCCGGUCGGUUAAAAGCGCGCUUGCAUCAGUGUCUACCGGUGGCAAGCCGGAUGAUGAGACACUUCGUACGCUACUGAUAGAGGCAGAAUCCAUCGUUAACUCGAGGCCACUUACGUACCUACCGAUCUACUCUGAGGAGCAAGAAGCGCUUACCCCGAACUGCUUCCUAAUGCUCAGUACCAGCGGUGUCAACCAGCCGGCUAGGGAACCGGUCGAAGCAAUAGCGAUGGCACGUUGUAAUUGGGACCUCUGCAAGCAGCUGUUGGACAGGUUCUGGGAUCGGUGGGUGAAAGAAUAUCUGCCAACGAUUACCAAGCGCACCAAGUGGUUCAAGGACUACAAGCCUGUUCAAGUAGGAGAUUUGGUGGUAGUAGUGGAGGACCGGAUUCGGAAUGGAUGGUUGAGAGGACGAGUGCUCCGCGUGUUCCCAGGACGAGACGGCCGUAUACGGAAUGCGGAAGUAGCGACUGCCAGUGCAGGAGUGCUGGUUCGGUCGGUAGCGAAGCUGGCGGUUCUGGAAGUCGGAGGUACCGCUGAAGUAGACUUCGAGCAAUACGGGUCGGGGGAUGUUCCGAACGACGAGAAAUCAGCACUCCGGUGCGAAAGGGUCACUCGAUCCACUCGCAGCAGGAGACCAUAG